Molecule: messenger RNA, 2804 nt
Organism: Anguilla anguilla (European eel)
Lineage: Eukaryota; Metazoa; Chordata; Actinopteri; Anguilliformes; Anguillidae
Product: polypyrimidine tract-binding protein 1-like
Exons: 16
Coding region: 110-1837 (575 amino acids)
Biological process (GO): regulation of cell differentiation; mRNA processing; regulation of RNA splicing
Cellular component (GO): nucleus
Molecular function (GO): mRNA binding
Source: RefSeq, a predicted model, not a curated record
AUUGACCUAUCAAAGCUCACCAUGGCUUUCUCCGCCAUUUUGAAGGGUUAUAAGAAAUCUCCGCGAGGCUGCCGUCCUGCUGCUCUGAUCUGUAGUUCUGUAUUGUGCAAUGGACGGCCGUUUAGAGACUGAAUUGUAUCCUCUGGGAUCGCGUUACGUCGCUGAAAUAGACAGUGUCCACGACAUAACAGUUGGUACAAAGAGGGGGUCUGACGAGCUCUUCACCUCCUGCCUGUCCAACGGAUCCUAUAUCAUGAGCGCGAAUGGCAACGACAGUAAGAAGUUCAAAGGUGACAUCAGAAGCCCCAGCAUUCCGUCACGCGUGGUGCACGUGCGCAAGCUGCCCAAUGACAUCAACGAGGCCGAGGUCAUCUCCCUGGGCCUUCCGUUCGGAAAGGUCACCAACCUGCUCAUGCUCAAGGGGAAGAACCAGGCCUUCCUGGAGAUGAGCACGGAGGAGACGGCUCAGACCAUGGUCACCUACUACUCCUCUGUCCCGCCCGUCAUCCGCAACCACCCCAUAUUCAUGCAGUACUCCAAUCACAAGGAGCUGAAGACCGACAACUCGCCCAAUCAGGUGAGGGCUCAGGCGGCACUGCAGGCGGUGAACGCGGUGCAGACGGGGGGCAUGUCCGUGGGGGGCAUGCCCGGAGUGGGCGUGGCCGGCAUGGAGGCGUCGGGGAUGGGCGGCCAGAGUCCUGUCCUACGCGUCAUCGUGGAGAACCUCUUCUACCCCGUCACGCUGGACGUCCUGCACCAGAUCUUUUCCAAGUUCGGCACCGUGUUGAAGAUCAUUACCUUCACCAAAAAUAACCAGUUCCAAGCGCUGCUCCAGUACGCCGACUCCCUGACCGCGCAGCACUCCAAACUGUCUCUGGACGGGCAGAACAUCUACAACGCCUGCUGCACGCUGCGCAUCAGCUUCUCCAAGCUCACCAGCCUCAACGUCAAGUACAACAACGACAAGAGCCGGGACUACACCCGGCCCGACCUGCCCACGGGGGACAGCCAGCCCCCCCUCGAGCACCAGGCCAUGGCCGCCUUCGGUGCCCCUGGGAUAAUCUCUGCCUCUCCAUACGGAGGUGCCCAUGGCUUCCCGCCAGCAUUCGCCAUUCAGCAGGCAGGCCUGACGAUGCCGGGAGUCCCGGGGGCGCUGGCGUCUCUGGGCAUGCCCAGUGCCGCCGCCGCCGCGCAUGCUGCUGCCAGCCGGCUGGGCCUGUCGGGCCUGUCUGGCCUGAGCGCCGCUCACUGCGUCCUGCUGGUCAGCAACCUGAACCCUGAGAGUGUAACGCCCAAUUGCCUCUUUACUCUCUUCGGUGUGUACGGCGAUGUCAUGAGGGUCAAGAUCCUGUUUAACAAGAAGGACAACGCGCUGGUACAGAUGGCCGACGGGACCCAGGCUCAGCUCGCGAUGAGCCACCUGAACGGGCAGAAGCUGCACGGGAAGGCGAUCCGCGUGACCCUGUCCAAGCACACCACGGUGCAGCUGCCCCGGGAGGGCCACGAGGACCAGGGCCUCACCAAGGACUACAGCAGCUCCCCCCUGCACCGCUUCAAAAAGCCCGGCUCCAAGAACUACCAGAACAUCUUCCCCCCGUCCGCCACCCUGCACCUGUCCAACAUCCCGCCGUCCGUGGUGGAAGACGACCUGAAGUCUCUGUUCGCCAGCUCUGGUGCCUUGGUCAAGGCCUUCAAGUUUUUCCAGAAAGACCGUAAGAUGGCGCUGAUCCAGAUGAGCUCGGUGGAAGAGGCCAUCGAGUCGCUGAUCGAAUUCCACAACCACGACCUGGGAGAGAACCACCACCUGCGCGUGUCUUUCUCCAAGUCCACCAUCUGAGGGGGCGGAGCCCUGGAGGCACCGCCCACAACGGACUCAUGGACCCGCUCGCUCGGAUCAUUCCUCUAUAUAAACACACACACGUAUACGCACACGCAUGUACACACCACUUCACCCAACGCCUGCACCACUGGGACGACGUAUGCCAGGACUGCACACACACACACACACACACGUGUGUGUGUAUACACGCCACCUCCAUUUAAAGCCUUUAUUAUACUGGCCUUCAUGCUUCGACUCUGCACCCCGGGGGUGAGGGGACUCCUGGAGAACCAACUGCUGCUCCGCACCCUCCACCUUCCACCCUCUGCCCUCCACCCUCCACCCGCUCAGUAGGCGUCCCACCCCCUCCCCCCACCCCCUCCUGCUCAGUGAGGGUAUAUACUUUCCUCUCUAUUGCACUCUCCCUUUCUCUCUGUCUCUCUCACACACACACACUCACACUCUCUCUCUCUGUGCCUUGAAAGCAGUCCCAUGCAGGUUCCUCUCCCUCUGUGGGUUCACACCACUCUGUGUCCAGGCCGGUGUGUCCAGGUGUAGGCAGUGUGUUACACAUCUUUGCUCAUCUCUCCACUCUUAGACCUUUUCACUGUCACCCUUUGCCUUUUUAAACUUAUAAAGACAUUUCUGCUUUGAAAUUCUUCUCUUUGACAAGAUGUCAAAAUGUAAACCCAGCCUGAUAUACAUUUUGUUGACUGUUUACAGCUGUUCUUGAUUCCAUAUUUGGUUUUGUUGUAGGUGGAGAUUUGGUGUAGAAAUCAUGGUUUUGUGGUUUUUAUACAUGUCCGUAGGUGUCUUAAUCUGAUGGUUUUUUCCGUUUUGUCGCAUUAAGGCAUCUACAUAUCUAGGGUGAGCUUGUAGCCCCACCAAAACAGAACCAAAGUUCAGUUCUCAGAGGUGUUGAUGGGAUAUGUAGUCCAGAGCUUGUAUAGAGGAAUAACCCCAUAACUAUGGACUCCACCUCCCA